Messenger RNA from Prunus persica (peach), 600 nucleotides. Its product is annotated as 60S ribosomal protein L6-1. The coding region runs from base 1 to 600 and encodes 199 amino acids. Gene Ontology annotation, biological process: cytoplasmic translation; ribosomal large subunit assembly. Gene Ontology annotation, molecular function: structural constituent of ribosome; RNA binding. Gene Ontology annotation, cellular component: ribosome; cytosolic large ribosomal subunit. NCBI's taxonomy places the organism in Eukaryota, Viridiplantae, Streptophyta, Magnoliopsida, Rosales, Rosaceae. The record is from RefSeq and is a predicted model, not a curated record. The transcript has a single exon.
AUGGUGCUAGGCUCCAGAUCCAUGAGCACAGCUCGAGGAACAUAUCGACCAGAUCUGGUUCGUGGGGUGGGUAAGUUCUCGAGGUCCAAGAUGUCCCGCAAGCGUGGUCUUUGGGCCAUCAAGGCCAAAAACGGCGGCGUUUUCCCACGCCAUGACGCGAAGCCAGCGGCUGUGACCCAACCCCAGAAGCCGCCCAAGUUCUAUCCUGCCGAUGACGUCAAGAAGCCGCUUGUCAACAAGCGCAAGGCUAAGCCCACCAAGCUCAGGGCUCUCUCUCUCUCAUCAAAUCAAAAGAUGAGGCCAAAGAUUUACCUUUUGGGUGACUCAAUCACCAAGGAGUCUUUCGGUGAUGGUGGCUGGGGUGCCUCUCUUGCCCAUCUUUUCUCUCGCACGGUUGACGUGGGGCUAAGAGGGUACAGUGGCUACAAGUUUUGGACAGGGUCUUUCCGAGCAGUGAAAGAAAAAGAUACCCACUGGAAGUUUUUGAAAGAAAAAGAUCACUCAGAAAAGCAAGGGCACUCACAAAGGGAUCACUCAGAAAAAGCAAGGGCACUCAGGAAAAGAUCCAACAGCAAACCCACCGACAGAAAGAAAAAAUAA